This is a messenger RNA of Poecilia reticulata (guppy), 2873 nucleotides long. The record is from RefSeq and is a predicted model, not a curated record. NCBI's taxonomy places the organism in Eukaryota, Metazoa, Chordata, Actinopteri, Cyprinodontiformes, Poeciliidae.
AUACACCACGAGUGUCGGAAUUUUGACCACUUUGGUACUUUUUACCUUGUCGAGCUGAUCUGAAAGGUGUUCAGGUGGAAAACAUAGGAAAGAUCUACAGAAAGCUGCUGUGACCCAGUUAAAUGAUCUGAAGCGGAGGAACCCGCCGCCAUUGAACACAUCACCCCAGCUCCUGAAGGUCACGUGGCGUUGUGUUGACAGUGAGACGGGAAGGAAAGAUGGCGGCGCGGUGGAGCAGCGAGACUGUGGUGGUGGAGUUUCGGGACGCUCAGGCCACCGCCAUGUCCGUGGACUGCCUGGGCUCCCACGCCGUGCUGUCAGGCCGGCGCUCCCUCUACCUGGUGAACCUGGACGCUCCGUCUGAGCCGUCCCGUAAGAUGGGUCGCCACAGUAAGUGGGACGUGGGGACGGUCCAGUGGAACCCGCACCGGUCCCAGGCUCACAUCUUCGCCGCCUCGAGCAACCAGCGAGUGGACCUGUACUCCUGGAGGGACGGCUGUGGAGAGACUCACACGUCCCUGCAGGGACACACCCGGGUCAUCAGCGACCUGGACUGGUCCUGGUUCGACCCGGAGCUGCUGGUGUCCAGCUCAGUGGACACCUACAUGUACAUCUGGGACACCAGGGACACUCGGAAACCCACGGUGGCGCUGUCUGCCGUCGCCGGAGCCGCUCAGGUGAAGUGGAACCGGAGGAACCCACACCUGCUGGCGUCCAGCCAUGACGGGGAUGUCCGCAUCUGGGACAAGAGGAAACCCAACACGGCGGUGGAGUACCUGGCCGCUCACCUGUCCAAGAUCCACGGCCUGGACUGGCACCGAGACAACGAGUUUGUCUUCGCCACGUCCAGCCAGGACAACUCCGUCAGGUUCUGGGACUACCGGCAGCCCAGGAAGUACCUGAGCGUCCUGUCCUGCCAGGUGCCGGUGUGGAAGGCCCGCUACACGCCGUUCUCCAGCGGUCUCGUCACCGUCAUGGUCCCUCAGCUGCGGCGGGAGAACAGUCUCCUGCUGUGGAGCGUUCUGGACCUCAACAGUCCCGUCCACGCCUUUGUUGGACACGAUGACGUCGUCCUGGAGUUCCAGUGGCGUCCCCAGAAGGAAGGGUCCAGAGACUUCCAGCUGGUGACCUGGUCCCGGGAUCAGACGCUGCGGAUCUGGAGGGUGGAGCCUCAGCUGCAGAAGCUGUGCGUCAGCGACCUGGUGGACGAGCUGAUGGAGGACGUGUCCAUCGCCGUGGAGACGGAGAAGUCCCUGGGCACACAGCAGGGCGGGGCUCCGGCUUCGGACGACCCGCAGGGUCAGGCGGCGAGCCGUCCGGACCCGACUGCCGGUUCUGGUCUGACCCAGACUCUGCAGCAGGAGUUCUCCUUGGUCAACCUGCAGAUCCGGAACGUCAACGUAGAGAUGGACGCCCGGAACCGGAGCUGCGUGGUGUCGGCCCACUUCGGCGGCCAGCGGGUCCACCUGGUGGUCAACUUUCCGGUCCAGUACCCCAACAACGCCGCGCCCUCCUUCCAGUUCGUCGCCCCGACGACCAUCCCGUCCGCCAUGAAGACCAAGAUCCAGAAGGUCCUGAUGGACACGUCUCUGCAGAAGGUGAAGCGGAACCAGAACUGCCUGGAGCCGUGCGUCCGGCAGCUCGUCUCCUGCCUGGAGUCAGACAUGACCCAGGAGGACGGUCCGGCGUCCGGCCCGUUUGUCCUGUCCAAUCCCGUGGCUCCGUCCCUGCAGGCGUUCCCCCGGGUCACCAACACCGGUAGAGCUGGUAACCAUGGUAACCAAGCAGAGGAAGUGAAAGACCUUCUUCCUGAUUGGCUUCUCUUUCUUCCCUUUGUGUUGUUUUCCUCUGUUGUUUUCUUCUCGACCAAUCGCUGUGGCCCCGCCUCCUCCCCGCUCUCCUCCAAUCAGAAGCUUCCCAUGUCCACCUCCCGCCGCUGGUCUGUCCAAACCCUCCAUGAUUGGCCGAAAUCGCGGCGCUUCAAGACGAAGCGGGAAGGAGCGGAGUACAGCAGCCGACCCAUCAAGCUGGCCGGGAAGGUCAUCAUCCAGGAGAUCUCCUGCCUGCUGCCUGUGCACAAGGCUCUGGGAGAGAGCUACAUUCUGAAUAUGAACGACAUUCAGGAAACGUGUCAGAAGAACGCAGCAGCAGCACUCGCAGUGGGACGCAGAGACCUGGCCAAGGUGAGCAUACCUCCAUCUCCUCGCAGGUUCUCAGAAGCAGUCACACCACCUGAACCUCUCCAGUCUCCAUCCAUAGUGGUCUACUGGUGGUCCUGUAGUGGUCUACUGGUGCUCCCCCUGCUGGCCGCUCCAACCCUUUUUGUCUGUGUUUCAGUCAGAGACCCCGAGCAUAGCGCCCCCUGGGGGGAGUCUUCUCCUGACGACUAUCGCUAUGGCAACCAGAGCUACAUGGACCCUCGGGAGCGAGAGCGGGAGCUGCACGACAUGAACAAGAGGCUGCUGGACCCGGCCAACACGCUGCAGUUCGACGACUUCAAGAAGAGCUACGGUGAAAUCCUGUACCGCUGGGGUCUGGGCGACAAGCGGGCCGACGUCCUCAAGUUCACGGCCGGCCCGCCAGAACCGCACAAAGGCAUCGAGUUCGGGCUGUACUGCUGCCACUGCCGCAGCCAGGCGCGCGGGACGCAGUGCGCCGUGUGCAAGCGGCUGACCUUCCAGUGCGCCGUGUGCCACGUCGCCGUGCGCGGCUCCUCCAACUUCUGCCUGAGCUGCGGCCACGGCGGCCAUACUGGACACAUGAUGGACUGGUUCCGGCGCCAGGACGAAUGCCCGGCCGGCUGCGGCUGCCGCUGCCUGCUGCAGAGCACCUUCUGACGCCGCCGCUGCUCAAUAAAACCCAUGAAUAUCUCA